AUGGUCACUGUGCGGGACGCACAAGGCGGGGUGCAGCUUGCGCCGCACGAGGCACACAAAAUGGCGGUGUGCGCGCUCGGAGUGUCGCCCGACGGGCUCAUGCUACUGUCCGCAGGGGAUGAGGUCGUGCUUCUCUGGAAACUCAGUCCGCGAUUGGCGGGCGGCGCGGCGGUGUGCGGGCGGCUGAAGGGCCACAAGAAUUUCGUGUACAACUGCGCGUGGGCGCCGGACGGCCGCAGGCACCACUGUGCGGAUGUGGAGAAAGGGGAGACGACGCAUCUGCUGGGCGGACAUACCUCGAUCAUCAAUUGCAUCGUGUUCUCGGCAGACGGGCAACGCGUGGCGACGGCGGCUGGGGAUUAUACGGCGGGCGUGUGGGACGUGGCGAGCGGGGCGCAGCUGUCCUUGCUGCAGGGGUACGUUGGCAUACUCUACACGGUCGCGUUCUCGCCGGACGCGCUGCGGGUGGUGACGGGCGCGGAGGGGACUGUGCGGCAGGUGCUGUCCGUCGGUGCGGAGGGGCGGGUGAAGGUGUGCGACUCGUACAGCGGGGAGGUCCUGCGUAGCAUCGACGCCACCGCGAACGCGAAAGACCGGCUGACCAUCGCCGCGAUCUCGCACGACGGGAAGCUCGCGUGCACCACCGCGCGAGACAACGUCGUGCGCGUAUGGAACCUCGACACGGGCGCGGCUGUCGCCGCGUUCAAGCCGGGCCAUAAGGACUGUGUGCAGGUGCUUACCUUCUCGCCGGACGCGAAGCGCGUCAUCUCGAGCAGCGACGACGAGACGAUGCGCAUAUGGGUCUUAUAG
Messenger RNA from Sparassis crispa, 810 nucleotides. RefSeq lists its product as hypothetical. Bases 1 to 810 code for a protein of 269 amino acids. Gene Ontology annotation, molecular function: protein binding. The record is from RefSeq and is a predicted model, not a curated record. NCBI's taxonomy places the organism in Eukaryota, Fungi, Basidiomycota, Agaricomycetes, Polyporales, Sparassidaceae. The transcript is spliced from 2 exons.